UUUCACUUCAACGUGGGGCGGCUGUAUCCGGAUCGCCAAGAGCCAUUUUCGGACCGGUGGCAAGAUGGCCAAGAAAGCAAACAAGGGCAAGAAGGCUGGCGUGGCGACCGCGCCGUCGUCGCCCGUCAAGAAGGCAGCGCCCAAGUGCUCGAGCUACCCGUCGACGCCGGUCUCGACGUCCAAGACGUCGGCCUCUUCACCCUUGGCCUCGGACAUUCCCGACGAGGUGCACCCGGUCGACGACUUGAGCAUGGAGACAGUCGCGCCCAAGAUUGAGCGCCGACUCUCGGCGCGCCCAGGCGCCGCGGACUUGGAUCAGCAGAAUAUCAUCCAUACGCUGAGCAUGGCGCCGCAGCUCCAAGCGUCGGCCAAGUUGCUCGAGCGCAAUCUAAGUGCCAACUCGGUCAGCCACUUGCUCGAGAAGCGUCGGUCACUCCACGAGCUUGCGGAUCAAGGCCUUGUCACGAACAGCUCCAAGGUGGCGCCGACGCUUCAGGCCAAGAGUGAUCAGCUCAAGCGGCAGCUCACGGCCGACAAGCUGCACAAGCAAAUCAACCGCCGGCCGUCCCAGAAGGAGCUCACGGAACAAGGCGUGCUAGACGACGGUCAAGUGGCUCCAAGCUUGCUUGCGACCGCCAAGAAGCUCGAGCGCGCGAUGAUCGAGAACCAAGUCGGCCACCUCCUCGAGACCCGUCCGGGUAUGCAGGACAUGUUGUCUCAAAACAUUUGCUCGGAGCCGCCGCAGGUCGCGAAUGCCAUCCAAGGCGUCAUGCACUCCCUCGAACGCAACCUCAAGGCGGACCAGCUCUCGCGCAAGCUGCGCACGCGUCGGUCGUUUGAAGACCUCUCGGCCGGACAAGCGACCAAGCCGCGCAGCUCGUCGGUGCAAGAGAAUGCUGCCCGUCGGUCGCGCUACACGCUUGCGCUCAAAGCUGCGUCUCGCAUCGCUGCGGACAAGCUCAUUUCGCCAGCAGAAAAAGGCUGUCUGAAGGACUGCAUCCUCGCGGACGACCCGCGCGUCCUCAAGGCCAUGACCGCGUACGAGGCCGACAAGGACGUUGAAGAGAUGCUCGACUCGCUGUACCGUAUUGCCAAAAAAGUGGCUCUUUGAGCACUUCGCCACAUAUAGCACAUGAAGCGAUGGCUGUGUGCACUCCUCCUUGCUCGCUCUUGUACAAGUUGGUGCUCCAAUGUGGCAGAAGAGGUCGAAGGCGUCGGCGUGCAGUGGUCGAGGACGCAGUAGUAGGUAGUGUGUUGGUAUUCUUAUCGAAAGCAUGGCAGCGACUCCAUGUAUUGGCGCACGC
This is a messenger RNA of Saprolegnia diclina VS20, 1304 nucleotides long. RefSeq lists its product as hypothetical. Bases 65 to 1111 code for a protein of 348 amino acids. The transcript is spliced from 4 exons. The record is from RefSeq and is a predicted model, not a curated record. Lineage: Eukaryota; Oomycota; Saprolegniomycetes; Saprolegniales; Saprolegniaceae.